Molecule: messenger RNA, 3344 nt
Organism: Linum trigynum
Lineage: Eukaryota; Viridiplantae; Streptophyta; Magnoliopsida; Malpighiales; Linaceae
Source: the annotation of a GenBank genome assembly
UACAUUAAAGAUGUCUAUGUGUUGUCAUGAGGUGGAGUUUAUGUGAAAAUUGUUUUUGUUCUAAAAGCACACACUCAAUUAAUUUGUUUGUUAAACAUACUCUGCUCCAAACUAAUUAUCAUUUACUCUUUUAAUUUAUUAACCAUAUGUAUCCAAAUUUUCUCUUGACGGAAGCUCAUCCCCAAUUUCUUAACGAAUUUCAGUUUAGACUAUUUGCGGCUGUUGUCAUUAAUUUAGCGUCAAGGAUUGCAAAACUGUAUCGAAAAAUUAACGACAAAGUAUUUUAUGUUAAAAUUGUUGGUUAACCUUGAUUCAACCAUUUCAUACCCACUAAAAAUCACAUGUUAGUUGGCUCUCAUAGAAGAGUUUCUAGUGAAACCGUCGGUAUGAUACGAUUUCACAAACACUAAUUUUUUCCGAUUAAAAUCAAUCGAUUAAAAAACAAGUUCAAUUCCCAUAAAAUUAAUGAUCCAUGGAUGUUGCUAACUCCAACCGUAUAUUAAGGGACCGAUAACAAUCCAAUUGCAAGAGAAUUUAUACAACCAAACACCAAUGGAGUAAUAGUCGAUGUGUGUUAUUUGUACUCUUCUACUUUCCUUUUCGUCAUUAAGAACGUUAAAUAAGAAGACGAGCUUUUGCCGUCUGUUCUCCCUCAAAACAGUCCACCGUUAAAGGAAGCAAUCCCUCCCCAAAUGAUACAAAAGAAAACCCAUCAACCCACGAAAUCCCUUUCACUAUGUAACUCCAAUUCUACCCAGAAAACAUCUCUCCCUCUCCUCACCAUCUAUCAGAAAAGUGUUCUUUCUUUUUCCCCUGUUUCACAGUUUCCUCCCUUCACAACCGUAAAUCCUCCCCAAAGAAGCAACACCACCUUCAAGCCCCCAAACCACACGCCAAUUAACACACACAGACAAAAUUUUGUUAAUUGAACUUUCCCCCAAACCAAACCGUCGGCCAAUUAUCCGACCCAGAAGAUCACACUUCCCCAAAUUUACCGUCCCCAAAGAAAAAACAGAGCAGAGACCCAGAAAAAACAGAGUAAGCUUGAGCUAAAACAGAGCCCACACUUGGCGUUCUGGUGGACCCACCUUCCUCAUCGACGUGUCAGCUCCUCCUUUUGCAUGGCUUCCUAAUUCCUGCUUCACCGCUUCCCCCUUUAAAUUCCACUCUUUCCCCUUCUCCAAUUCCUCUACCCCCAACACCCCACCAAGGAAAAGAAGAAGAAAAAAAAGUUCUUCCAUGGAGAUUCCAAAAGUUGCUUUCUUUCCCCUGCUUCUCGCUCUGUCUUUUCUCUCCGGAGAGGCCUUCCCGGCGAAGAACCCCUUCCAGCCCGGAAUCGUGAUGCCCACCGAGAAGGGUCCCAACGACGAUGAAGUCGGGACGAGAUGGGCGGUUCUUGUCGCCGGCUCGAAAGGGUAUGGAAACUACAGGCAUCAGGCCGAUGUUUGCCACGCGUACCAGCUGCUCAAGAAAGGCGGGUUGAAGGAGGAGAACAUUGUGGUGUUCAUGUUCGACGAUAUCGCUAACAGCGAGCUCAAUCCCAGGCCUGGGACCAUCAUCAACCACCCGCAAGGCGACGACCUUUACACCGGCGUCCCCAAGGAUUACACGGGCGAGAAUGUGACCGCGGAGAAUCUGUACGCGGUGAUCAUGGGUGACAAGGCUGCUGUGAAAGGAGGGAGCGGAAAGGUUGUGGCUAGCAAGCCGAACGACCGGAUUUUCUUGUACUAUUCUGACCAUGGCGGCCCUGGUGUUCUCGGGAUGCCGAACAUGCCUUUCCUAUACGCGAUGGACUUCAUCGAGGUCUUGAAGAAGAAGCACGCAACUGGUACGUACAAAGAAAUGGUGAUCUAUGUGGAGGCCUGCGAGAGCGGUAGCAUCUUCGAAGGGAUCAUGCCCAAGGACUUGAACAUUUAUGUGACCACUGCGUCCAACGCGCAGGAGUCUAGUUUCGGUACCUACUGCCCUGGCAUGGACCCUCCCCCUCCUCCAGAGUACAUCACUUGCCUCGGUGAUCUCUAUAGCGUCGCCUGGAUGGAAGACAGCGAGACGCACAAUCUGAAGAGGGAGACGGUGAAUCAACAAUACAAGGCCGUGAAGUCGAGAACCUCGAAUGGCAACACAUUCGCAGCCGGAUCCCACGUGAUGGAAUACGGGAGCCAUGGGAUCAAGCCGGAGAAGCUCUACCUGUACCAAGGCUUCGAUCCAGCCAGCGUCAAUCUCCCUCCACCGCCCAACGAAGGGUUGUCGAGGAUGGAUGUUGUGAACCAGAGAGAUGCAGAGCUCCUCUUCUUGUGGCACAUGUACAAGAGGUCGGAGAACGGAUCGACCAAGAAGGCAGCGAUACUGGAGGAGAUCAGGAAGACCGUGACAUAUAGGAACCACUUGGAUGGCAGCAUAGAGCUGGUUGGAACGCUGUUGUUCGGACCCAAAAACGGUCCGGAUGUGCUCAACAAGGUCAGGCAGGCCGGUUCGCCUCUUGUGGACGACUGGCAAUGCUUGAAAUCAAUGGUGAGAGCGUUCGAGGGGAAGUGUGGGUCGUUGACGCAGUACGGGAUGAAGCACAUGAGAGCAUUUGCGAACAUCUGUAACAGUGGGAUAUCGGAUGCGACGAUGGAGGAAGCAUCUGGUGUAGCGUGUGCAGGGUAUGCAGCCGGUAAUUCGAGCCCGGUGACCGUCGGAUUCAGUGCUUGAAAGAUGGGGAGUUGAUCUCUACAUAUAUCUCAGAGAUUGUUGUAAUGCUAUAGCAGGGGAAGAUUAAAUAGCGGUAAGCGUUGGGAUGUGUUAUGUAAAUAAUGGGGGUUUAUCUUAUCGUUCUUGCUGUGAACUUUGAUGUAUAGGGCCUAUAGGCCUAUAAGGUCGUGAAAUUAAAAUUAUAUGAAAAAGAUCAAUAGAGUUCGGCUCCAUUCUGGGCUCGGGGCUUUGGAUCUUGUUGGGCUUUUGGGCUGGGAGGCUUGCUCAUCUACUAGUGGGAAGUAGUUGUUGGGCGGGCCUGCUGUGGAGAAGAGGUAGCCCAUUCACCGUGGUUGUUGAAGUGUGCUCCUUUGACAUGUUCUUCCCUGCCGAAAUGGCGGCUCCAAAAUGAUUGGUCCAUGAUAGUGCGACUUUUCCUUCAAAAAGAGUCAACGCUGAACGAAAUUAUUUGUUGGGUGAACCUUCCUAUUUCUGAAGUCAGCUUUUGUGCAACCGAAGGGAAAUUCAAAUGACCGCUCCACUCGUCGAUCGGAACAAGCUUGGGAGGGAGGUUUGACUUCUCAUUCAUCAAUGAACCUUCCUAUGUUACCUCAACUUAUGCACCUAUGGUAUAUUCAUCCAAUCCAAUCCAAUAUAAACCAGUAUCUUGU